Molecule: messenger RNA, 2191 nt
Organism: Sesamum indicum (sesame)
Lineage: Eukaryota; Viridiplantae; Streptophyta; Magnoliopsida; Lamiales; Pedaliaceae
Product: LEAF RUST 10 DISEASE-RESISTANCE LOCUS RECEPTOR-LIKE PROTEIN KINASE-like 2.5
Biological process (GO): protein phosphorylation
Molecular function (GO): protein kinase activity; ATP binding
Source: RefSeq, a predicted model, not a curated record
UGUGUGGUGCAUUUUGGUGCCCAAUUGCCAACUUCAGUUCUCAUUGUUCAUGAGAUUGGGAGUCAUUUUCCACAAAGAAAAGUCAGAAUUCCAUUUCUACAUGAAAUAAAAUAUUAUUUCGUUGACUCACCAGAGUUUGAUGAGUUGAGUCUUUCAACUACUGCGUACUUUUUCGUUCCAUUUCAAAGUCGUCGCCUAGUAAACUGGCUUGACAGACAAUAUGAUACAAAUUUGUGGUGGCAAAGCAGGUGUAGAAGAGUUAAACGAGUACAACAGCAGCAUGAAUCUUGCUAAGUGCUCCAUUUUCUUUUUUCUGCUUCAUCCAUUUCUGCUCCAAGCAGCUGGUUCCAAGUGUUCAGACUAUUACAGCUGUGGAAGUCUAGGAAUCCUGGAAUUUCCACUCUCUGACACGACAGAACCCGAAUGUGGAUUAUUUGUCGUUGAUUGUUAUACUACACCUCCAAGAAUUCAGUUGGAGGCAGGAGGAACUUGGUAUAACAUUCUUCAGAAGCUAUCUACAAAUAAGUUCAGUGUUGAAGACCCUUUCCUUAAUGCUCAGAUGAGCGACACAACUUGUUUUUCCUUCCAAAAUCAAUCUCUGCCGGAUUCUCCUUUCAGUUCCUUCACAGUCUCCCCCAAUCUCACCAUAUUCUCAUGUGCCAUGUUUCUUGAUCAUAAUAAUAAGGUAAAAAUACAAGAUUAUUUCCAAAAUUACAAAAAUUACACAAGUUGUGAGCUCAGGACAUUGUAUUAUAAAGACCCUGCCUAUGGCUUCACUUCCAGGGAAAUUAGUAUCCCUGGAAGCUGUUCAGUAAUUCAAAUGCCAGUCAAGUCCAAUCAGAGUUCGGCUAAUUUGGUCCAACUGCUAAGUGCUGAAUUUGAUUUAGAGUGGACUAUUUCUGCUGAUUGUCUUUCUUGUCACAGUAGAGGAGGAAAGUGUCGUACUAAUAGCGACAAUGGAUUUUGGUGUGCAGAAAAUAGGAUAUACAAAAAGAUUAUGCUCGUAGGUGGUGUGACAAUGGUUGCUCUAGCAUCCACUCCCAUACUCUUGUUCCUUUUCAUGCGGGGAAAGUACACACUGCUCAAAUUGCUAGGACUACGGAAGGCCAAACCAGAGGGCCAAAAGGAUAUUGAACUCUUCUUGAAGAACAAUGAAAAUCUUGCACUAAAAAGAUACAAAUAUUCAGACCUUAAGAAAAUAACCAAGAGAUUCAGUGAAAACUUGGGAAAGGGAGGCUACGGUAGUGUCUAUAAAGGAAAACUACCUGACGGUCGUCUGGUAGCGGUGAAAGUGCUGAAUGAAUCGAAAGGAAAUGGAGAUGAGUUCAUGAAUGAAGUUGCAAGUAUUAGCAGAACUUCCCACAUUAACAUUGUGAGUCUCCUGGGAUUUUGCUUCGAGGGUUCUAAAAAGGCUCUCAUCUAUGAGUUUAUGCCCAAUGGUUCCCUUGAAAAGUUCAUACAGAAUGCUGCUUUGUCAUCAGCAGAGGGUGGAUUGGGAUGGGAAAAAUUGUUUGAAAUCGCAGUUGGUGUUGCUCGAGGGCUGGAAUACUUGCACCGAGGCUGCAACACACGAAUUCUGCACUUUGACAUCAAGCCUCACAACAUUCUUCUGGAUAAGGACUUGAAUCCAAAAAUUUCAGAUUUUGGGCUUGCUAAAUUGUGCUCCAACAGAUCAAGUGUAGUGUCAAUGUUAGUUGCCAGAGGCACAAUGGGCUACAUUGCUCCAGAAGUGUUCUGCAGGAACUUUGGACAAGUUUCUCACAAAUCAGAUGUCUACAGCUACGGAAUGAUGGUUCUGGAAAUAGCUGGAGGGAGGAAAAACAUUGAUCCUGCCGACGUUGAUCGUUGGAGUGAAGUAUACUUCCCAAAUUAUAUCUACAAGCAACUUGAAAUGGAAGCUGAAACGGGAGCUCAUCCUGACGGGAUUAUGAAUGAAGAUGAAAGCCAAUUCGCAAAGAGAAAACUGAUAAUCGUUGGCUUGUGGUGCAUACAGACUGAUCCCAAGGAUCGGCCAUCAAUGAAUAAGGUGGUAGGAAUGUUGGAAGGAGAACUUGAAUAUUUGCAAGUCCCACCAAAACCAUACCUUUCUUCACCUCCAAGAUCGGCGCCAACUCUAUCGAUUUCUGUAUCUGUGUAGCAUUCUGCUUUGAUUUAUGUCAAUUGCAGAUAUGAAAAUUGCAGUGUUUGUUGA